Podospora bellae-mahoneyi is the source of this 2194-nucleotide messenger RNA. It is a transcript of the gene SAH1, whose product is annotated as S-adenosyl-L-homocysteine hydrolase. Gene Ontology annotation, cellular component: cytosol. The transcript has 3 exons. The record is from RefSeq and is a predicted model, not a curated record. Gene Ontology annotation, biological process: L-methionine cycle. NCBI's taxonomy places the organism in Eukaryota, Fungi, Ascomycota, Sordariomycetes, Sordariales, Podosporaceae. The coding region runs from base 423 to 1760 and encodes 445 amino acids. Gene Ontology annotation, molecular function: adenosylhomocysteinase activity.
CUUAUUCCGGUCCGCUAGCAUUGUGCUCGUUGUCCUGACGAGAACACAAUUGAAUCUGCUAUAGAGCCAAGAAAUAUGAAACUGCCAUAAUUGGCUAUCAAUUGCACCAGCUGCAGCCUCUGGCUGUGCUCCUGCAUUCGGUGUUCGGUGCUUUCUGCCAAUUGUGACGGCAAUUAAGUUGAACCCCAGUGCCCUGCCCAGCGCCUAGAUUGCGACCCCUCACUCCGCCGACUCCGCCCCUCUUUUAAAAGUAAGCAAAAUCCCCGACCCUUCUCCCAUCUUUUUUCCCUGACUAUUCUCCCCCGCCCCUCACCUUUUCCAUUCCCUCCCAUCGGCAGGUUAGUUCUACCACCAAACUAUCUUAUCCUGUGGCUUCAUUUUAACCAACAGUCGUCAUACAGCUUCCCCCACAUCACAUCAAAAUGUCCAACUUCAAGGUCGCUGAUAUCUCCCUUGCUGCCUUCGGGCGCCGCGAGAUCGAGCUCGCUGAGAACGAGAUGCCCGGUCUCAUGAAGACCAGAGAGAAGUAUGCUGCCGACCAGCCUCUCAAGGGUGCCCGCAUUGCUGGCUGCCUCCACAUGACCAUCCAGACUGCUGUCCUCAUCGAGACCCUGACCGCCCUCGGUGCUGAGGUUACCUGGACUUCCUGCAACAUCUUCAGCACCCAAGACCACGCCGCUGCCGCCAUUGCUGCCACCGGUGUGCCGGUCUUCGCCUGGAAGGGCGAGACCGAGGAGGAAUACAACUGGUGCUUGGAGCAGCAGCUCGUUGCCUUCAAGGACAACAAGAAGCUGAACCUUAUCCUUGACGACGGUGGUGAUCUCACUCACCUGGUCCACACCAAGUACCCCGAGAUGCUCGCCGACUGCUACGGUGUCUCUGAGGAGACCACCACUGGUGUUCACCACCUCUACCGCAUGCUCAAGGAGGGCAAGCUCCUUGUUCCUGCUAUCAACGUCAACGACUCUGUCACCAAGUCCAAGUUCGACAACUUGUACGGCUGCCGCGAGUCCCUCAUUGACGGCAUCAAGCGCGCCACCGACGUGAUGAUUGCUGGCAAGAUUGGUGUUGUUGCUGGUUUCGGUGAUGUUGGCAAGGGCUGUGCUCUCGCUCUCCAGGGUAUGGGUGCCCGUGUGCUCGUCACCGAAGUUGAUCCCAUCAACGCCCUCCAGGCUGCCAUGGCUGGUUUCCAGGUGACCACCAUGGAGAAGGCCGCCAAGGUCGGCCAGAUCUUCGUUACCACCACUGGCUGCCGUGACAUUCUGGUUGGCAAGCACUUCGAGGCCAUGCCCAACGAUGCCAUCGUCUGCAACAUCGGUCACUUUGACGUUGAGAUUGACGUUGCCUGGCUCAAGGCCAACGCCCAAUCUGUCCAGAACAUCAAGCCCCAGGUUGACCGUUUCCUCAUGAAGAACGGCCGCCACGUCAUCCUUUUGGCUGAGGGCCGUCUCGUCAACUUGGGCUGCGCCACUGGCCACAGCUCUUUCGUCAUGUCGUGCAGCUUCACCAACCAGGUGCUCGCUCAGAUCAUGCUCUUCAAGAACAACGAUGAGGCUUUCGCCAAGAAGUAUGUCGAGUUCGCCAAGAGUGGCAAGCUCGAGAAGAAGGUCUACGUCCUCCCCAAGAUCCUCGACGAGGAGGUUGCCCGUCUUCACUUGGACCACGUCAACGUCGAACUUGAGACUCUCACCAGCGUCCAGGCUGAGUAUCUCGGCCUCGACGUUGAGGGUCCUUACAAGAGCGACCACUACCGCUACUAAUUUCCUUUCCCUUUUCUAAUAUAUCUUGUGUUCCGCAAACCUGCAGUGGUUACCAGGGGACACUGGGCUUUCUACCAGGGAUCUCGUUCAACAACACCGAUCUUGGACAGGUCUUGACGGCAUGUAAUGGGGUUUUGGGGCAUUGUUUUCAACAGGCAUGACUUGCAUGAUUCAUCUAGGGUUUGGGCAGGGUAACUUAAAAAUGGCUGGGGGCAUGGUACGCAUUUUCAACAAAAAGUACGGCGUUGGCUUUGGCUCAUGAUAUCCACCCACACCCACACUGGCAGGCGUUAAACAUUGGGGCGCUGGAGCGCCUACAUCUUAUGGCGAGAAAAGUAGAAGAGAGAAGGGACGGUUAGAGGACACGACCCCGUCAACCGAGGUCUUGCGAAUAGAGGGACAACACAAUAAAAUACCCAGUCCUUUUUGUGUGU